Amoebophrya sp. A120 is the source of this 627-nucleotide messenger RNA. The record is from the annotation of a GenBank genome assembly. NCBI's taxonomy places the organism in Eukaryota, Dinophyceae, Syndiniales, Amoebophryaceae.
AUGUUUUGUUUUGUUAGUGUGGUUAACCUCAGAGCAGGAGCUACAAAAGUUCAUGCGGAUGGAAAGUUUUUAAUCGAGUUUUCACGAAGUAGAAGAUUUUGGUAUAGAAAACGGAUUUAUUGCGCUAGUACAACACACUUUCUGCGCUCAGAACACCCUUGCUGCGCUGCAGUAAAACCAAAUGAACACAGUGAUGAUUUAGAUGCCAGCAAAACUACCUCGACUACGAACUUACAAUUGGUGAUGACGAUAGAACAAACUUCUGACCGACGUCGGGCCAGCGCGAGCGUGUGCUGCGAGCUGCUCCUGCUGUGAAUGUCCUAGUGGAAGAAGAUGCGGACUAAUUAAUACAUUUCCCGUGUAACGAUAUUAAAUGUUGUGAUCAUGAUUCAACGUCGCGCAAUGAUACCUAAUGAAAAAGAAAGGGAAAAUCAUUUUUAUCGGAAGCAAAGAAAAAAGCACCUAGCUUUGACUUUGUCGAGCCGGGCGUCACAGCUGCUUCGUUCUGCUUCCCGAGUUCUGUUCACGACUUCUUGUUCUCCUAAAUAUGGUUGUGUGCUGUACUCCUUGCAGCACUUCGAAGGGUUCCUGCCGCUAUACGAGACGAGCCGCCACGGUAGUAAACGC